AUGAAAUAGCUGAAGAUAGAAUCAUAAAAGGAUAAAAUAAUGCUGUAGCGAGGCAUAAACAAUAUAAUUUGUAAAUUGUAAAUCUUCUUUAAUCAAUUUAAAAUUCUCUUUUUUCAAAUAAUUUGUUUGCUUCUAUUUAUGUUAUAUUGCUAAAGUUUUUUCGUUUUUCUUUUAUAUAUUUAAUAAAUUUCCAUAAAUAUUUGA
This is a messenger RNA of Paramecium sonneborni, 204 nucleotides long. NCBI's taxonomy places the organism in Eukaryota, Ciliophora, Oligohymenophorea, Peniculida, Parameciidae. The record is from the annotation of a GenBank genome assembly.